AUGCAAGUGGAAUCUCCAUUUAUUGUCGAUUUGGAUAUCCGAGGAUCAAUUCGAAACUUCGCUGAUUAUAUUUUUGACAGAAUCUCGGUAUACGAUGGAGAUACCGUAGCGCUGGUAAGCAAAAAUAAAUAAGUUUAUUAUUGGGACCAUUUCCGAGAUUUUUGGGUAGAAAAAAACCUCGCGCAAGAGUCUGGUCGAAAAGAAACUGCAGUGAACUAGCCGGUUGUUUGUUUUUCAACUUACUUUUAGUUGGGUUUGAAUAAAACAAGAAAGAAAUAAGAUGAGAAAAGAAAACUAGAAUAAACGUGUGUCCAGAGAUUGAACUCUUGAUUUUACAAAUAUAUUUACAACAAAAGCAAUGUCAAUUUGACAAGCUCUCCAAAAUUAUCAAUCUUGGAUAAAUCAUCAAUUUUAAGUUGUAUGUACAUUAUUAUAAUGCGUUUAUAAAUACAAAGCGCAAGCUAGAAAUAAGCCAAUCAUCUUAUGUUAUUAGAUAGGCGUAAUCUCAGCUAGCACCAAGUUUAAUUGAGAUCAAGACAACAAAACGCUUCUUAUGAAACAAACUUUAUGACUUUUCAGCGAGACGCCGAAACCCUCGAAGAAACCAAGUUCAACGAAUUCAAUUCCAUCACCAACCUCUGCACUCAACGCCUCAAGGAGUUGGGCAUUCAGAACAACACGAGAGUGGCCCUUAUCGCCUCCAAUUGUAGUGCCUGCUGCUUUGUUCAUCUGGCAUCCGCUCAGCUGGGAUGCCGGUUGGUCUGCGUGAAUGGAAAUCUCUCAGUGGGUAAGGAUUUGAGUAGAGCAGCGGAAAUGGACUUGGUCAAACAAUGUUUUGGCCAUCAAAACGAUGAAUAUUAUGAAUUUGAGAGGGAUAAACAUUAUCCAUUUGGCUUUGUAAAUGCCGAGGAUUUGUUGAACAAAUAAACAAAUCAUGGAACUCAGAUAUUCAAACACUGGGGUCCAAGCACAAUUCCAUUUCUUUUUAUACAAAAAGGUUUAAAAUAUUUUUUGUUUUAGACGAAAUAUGGCAUCAAAUCGACCAAGCAGAAGUCACUCAUGCCAUCCUGGAGAGUCAAUUCACCGCCAAAAUGGAAGAUGUGAAAAGAAGAGCGAUCAUGAGAAACAGUGGAAGGGUUAAGAUCAUCAGAAAAAUGGAAGAAGUCCUGGGAGAGACUAGUCUAAGCAGGCUGACAAAAAGGGAAAGUAAAUCUAUGUAAGUGCUUUUUUACUUGAUUCUGAUGAUCCUGGGACAUGUCGAAAGUGGACUCACAGAUUUUUGUGAGACUUUGAAAAUAAAGGAAGGAAUAAUUUAGAAAAAUUUGCCUCCAAAGAUUUCGGAGUUAAUGUCUACUCAUUCAUAUAAAAAAAUAGUGGAUAGGAUAAUUUUUGUUAGAAAAAAUUCCAUGAAUUUUUUUAUUACAACCGCUUCAGAAUACCAGUCCAACUGCCCUCAUCCACUGCUGAUUCUGAAUCCAGCUUUGACACCGCUUCUAUGACCUCCCAAUCAACCUUUGUUGUCCAUUCGAACAAAAGUUCGUUGACUCCAUUGGACCCUGUCGACGUUGAUGACUCCAAUGGUUACUUUAUUUUCUACACUUCCGGGACGACCGGGCCUUCCAAGCCGAUCUACAUUUCUCAUCAGCAAAUAAUCCUCAACCUAAUGCAACUUGGACUAAGUGUUUACGGGCCUCCGGGGGUAACUGACAAGUUCUUGUUGCCCUUGAAUAUCCAUCAUCUUUUUGGAUUUUUGUCGUUGUAUCAAGCGCUUGUCAAUGGGGCUGAAUUGACAUUGGUAAACAAGUAUUCGUCCAAGGUUUUCUUGAGGGCUCUCAGUGAUUACAAGGUGAAUUUGGCUUUUUAAUGGUAUUUGAAUUUUUUGCCGACGUCUUAGGAAAUAAUUAUUUUUUAGAUAACGUACGCUCAUGUCACACCUCCUAUGAUCUUGUUCUUGGCAACUGAUCUCAGUUUAGAGAAUGUCAAUCUCCGGCAACAUCUGAGGACACUAAUUGUGGGCGGAGCUUCUUUAUAUUCGAAAGAAGCCAAGAAAUGCAAAGAAAGAUUGGCAAUCAGAGAUUUGAGGCAAAGUAAAGAUACCAGUUUAAAAAUCAUAACACCUUCAUUGGAGCCGUACAUAUAUUUCAAUUAUAACUGUUUCAGUUUACCUCAUUUCUGAAAUGGGAGCAAUCUGCACUUUUCCUCAUUUCUGCAGUGAAAACAUUGAAAGCGUUGGAUCUCCUCUACCCGGAUACGUGAUCAAGGUAUUAUGUUGCGAAAUACACUGACAAUAUGCUUGUAUUGUAGAUUAUGCAUUUCGACAACAAAAAUUUGUGUGCUCCAAGGCAAGUGGGUCAUAUUUGUAUCAAAAAGCCAGGCUGGACUUCCACUGGGUUUUACAAUCAGAAGAAUAAACAUAAUGGGGAUACUCAUGAUGGAUAUAUUCGGACAGGCAAGUCAUCAAAACUUAAGAUAAUUUUGUAACUGUAUUAAAUACGCUGCGUGGAGCAAUGAAUUUAAUUAAACUUUUAGGUGACGCCGGGUUCUUUGACGAAAAAGGAUGCAUUUACGUGGUCGAUAGGAUCAAAGAUAUCAUCAAAUUCCGCGGGCUUGUUGUAAGUGCAAUUAAUACUAAUCUAUAUACUUCUAUACUUAGCUUUGCCCCACUGAUGUUGAGUCUAAUAUUCGAGCUCAUCCGGGAAUAGAAGACUGUGCUGUCGUCUGCAAACAAAGUCAUACAGCUGGAGAGGUUCCGGCCGCUUUUAUCGUCAAAUCCUCCACCAAUUUAGUGUUGUCUACCGCCGAGGUUCGACAGCAUAUCUCCGGUAUGUCAUGUCAAAAAGUUACAGAAAACGUUACAUCAACUUUUCCAGGUAAAAUCCCCCAAUUCAAGGAACUUCGAGGCGGGGUUUUCUUUGUAACAGACAUUCCCAGAACAAUGAAUGGAGCCGUCCUUCGACGACAACUGAGGCAAACGUGGGAUCGCGAAAGACUGGCGUCAAGGGAGGCCAUGGCCCAAGAGCCUGCUGAAAAUGGGAGGAGAACAUCUGCUACGAUAAAAACUUGUGAGCGGUCACUUUAUCGAGAUAUAUAAUUUUAGCUUCAUUGCCGUCAACUCGCCGUCCAACUCUCGCUUCUGCUUCCUCAGGAUCCCUUCGGUCGUCUUCUCCAAAACCGAAGCCUGGGCCACGGUCGCCUUUGCAAAAGGCAUCGCCAAAAUUAACGCCAGCUAACCGCUCCAAAACUAUGAAGACCUAA
Molecule: messenger RNA, 3255 nt
Organism: Bursaphelenchus xylophilus (pine wood nematode)
Lineage: Eukaryota; Metazoa; Nematoda; Chromadorea; Rhabditida; Aphelenchoididae
Source: the annotation of a GenBank genome assembly